AAUUUUUAUCUUAGCGCCUCCUUCAUUCUUUCUUCUCUCACCCCUAGAGGGCUUCAACCAUCUCCUCCAUUACUUUACUUACUUCAAUCCCAUCUUCAUGCAGGAGAAACCCAGAAAUACUCAAUAUUCUCCCACUCCCUAUUCUACUUUCAUCCAUACCCAUCAAAUCAAGCUUUAAAUUCCAUCCUUCAUCUUUUCGCGGAUUUCAGCCCACAUAGCUCCGAUCAGUAGCAGUUAAAUAUGACGGAUAUAAAAACCCCGAAAACUGUAAGAGGCAGGCGAGAGGUUGAGAAACGUGCUCCAAAACUUGAGGAAAAUGGAAAGAAAACUUUGAUUCUACAUGGAACGAAAACAAGCCAAGUUAUUAAUUCCUUGUUGACUGAUAUUUAUCAUCUUAAGAAAGGCAAUGCGAUUAAAUACUCAAGGAAGAAUGAUAACAUCAGACCAUUUGAGAUUGGUGGUGAAACUUCUUUGGCGUUUUUCUCUCUGAAAACUGACUGCAGUCUUAUUGUGUUUGGUUCACACUCUAAGAAGCGACCCAACAAUCUCGUCAUAGGACGUACAUAUGAUCACCAAAUAUACGAUCUUGUUGAAGUUGGGAUCGAGAAUUUCAAAAGUAUGGAUUCGUUCUCAUACGAUAGGAAAAUAGCUCCAAAGACUGGUUCAAAACCGUUCUUUGCUUUCAUCGGAGAAGGAUUUGAUAAUGUGGAAGAACUAAAACAUUUGAAGGAGGUUUUGCUUGAUCUUUUCCGAGGAGAGGUUGUGACAAACUUGAAUCUUGCUGGAUUAGACCGUGUUUACUUAUGUACUGCUGUGUCUCCAAACAAAGUAUUCAUGACUCACUGUGCACUUAGGUUAAAAAAGUCUGGCAGCAUUGUCCCGAGAAUGGAACUUGUGGAAGUUGGGCCUUCAAUGGAUUUUGUUAUGAGGCGAAACCGUUUUCCUGAUGAAGGUUUAAGGAAAGAAGCAAUGAAGAAAGCUUCUGAAGUAAAGAAGAAGAAGAAGGUGAAGAAUGUGACCGGUGAUGCAAUUCAAGGGAAGUUUGGAAAGAUUUAUGUUCCUGAUCAAAAGGUUGGAGAGAAAGCUUUACCAUAUAAACCUAAAGGAGUCAAGCGGGAGCGCAAGGAAGCUAAAGAUGGGUCUAAGAAUAAGAAGAUUAAAUUUGACACAUCUGAUGACUAAACCUAGUUUUCGGUAUCUAUUUUAUGUCAAUUUUGAGGAUUUUCGAUAGAACUCUAUCUGGUUUUGUUAAGUCAAAUUAUAGCAAGUUUAGAACUGUUUAACUUGUGAUAUUUGCAGAAUGCUUAUUUCAUUUCUUCUGUUUGAUUUUAUAAAUUAUGGUUCAUGGUUGAUUUUAUA
Molecule: messenger RNA, 1359 nt
Organism: Impatiens glandulifera
Lineage: Eukaryota; Viridiplantae; Streptophyta; Magnoliopsida; Ericales; Balsaminaceae
Product: ribosome production factor 2 homolog
Exons: 7
Coding region: 241-1182 (313 amino acids)
Biological process (GO): ribosomal large subunit assembly; maturation of LSU-rRNA from tricistronic rRNA transcript (SSU-rRNA, 5.8S rRNA, LSU-rRNA)
Cellular component (GO): nucleolus
Molecular function (GO): rRNA binding
Source: RefSeq, a predicted model, not a curated record